Exophiala bonariae is the source of this 1413-nucleotide messenger RNA. RefSeq lists its product as uncharacterized. Gene Ontology annotation, molecular function: oxidoreductase activity. NCBI's taxonomy places the organism in Eukaryota, Fungi, Ascomycota, Eurotiomycetes, Chaetothyriales, Herpotrichiellaceae. The record is from RefSeq and is a predicted model, not a curated record. The transcript is spliced from 2 exons. Bases 1 to 1413 code for a protein of 470 amino acids.
AUGCCGUCCUCCUCAUCUAAAGUGACGGUCGAGGAACUCGGACAACAUGUCGUCGAGCACGAUGCCUGGAUACUUCUGAACGGCGUGGUCUGGGAUUUCUCUGGCUUUGCGGCAAAACAUCCUGGCGGGCAGGAGAUCAUCGAAAGCCAUCUCGGCAAGGAUGGCAGUGCCGCAUACAAUGAAAUCCACAGUCCGGCAAUGGUACUUCGGUACUUUGGCGAGGAGAGGCGGGUGGGUGAGAUUGAGGACACCGACGCCAUCACCUUCACGAGUUCACAGGCAGAGACGAACACCACCAAGACGGCUGUUGAGUUGCCGCCACUGGAGUCCAUUGUGAAUCUAUCCCAGUUCGAAGCUGUGGCGGAGCGAGCAUUGAGCAAGAAAGCAUGGCUAUACGUGUCAGGCGCGACGGAAGAUGGGCACGCACACAAGGCCAACAAGGAGCUAUUCCGCCAAUUACUAUUCCGCCCGACCUUGCUCAAGGGCGUGGACGAUGCCAAUACCAGAACCACAUUUCUCGGCUACGACCUCUCAUGCCCGAUCCUGGCCGCGCCGACCUCAUCGAUCAAACUCACCCAUCCAGACGGAGAGAUUGCAGUAGCGAAAGGGUGUCAGCGCAGCGGCGUCCCGGCCAUCGUCCCUUCGAUGAGCUCUUUUUCAGCUUCUGAAGUGGCCGAGGCACUGGAGCCCGAUCACCCAUUCUUUUUCCAGCUUUAUGUCCACAAGGACCGCGCAGAAUUGCGGCGCCUUCUGGACGAAGUCUGUGGUCUCGGCGCCCGAGCGAUCAUGAUCACGGCAGACCUCCCUGUGCUCAGCAAGAGAGAAGCCAUGAGCCAAGGUGAGCGGGUACUGGCUCCGCCACCCACGAAUACCAUUAUCGACCCGAACCUCAAAUGGGAGGAUAUCAAGUGGAUCCAGAACUAUACAAAGCUCCCCGUGUUCGUGAAGGGCAUCCAGCGAGCUGAAGACGCGAGACGAGCCUAUGAGAUUGGCUGCGCGGGAAUCUACUUGUCAAACCAUGGUGGGAGAGCGCUGGAUACGACACCGCCCGGGAUCCUUGUCCUGUUGGAAAUUCAGAAGACGUGUCCUGAAAUCUUGCCGCGCAUGGAGGUGGUCGUCGAUGGUGGCAUUCGGCGAGGCUCGGACGUUCUCAAGGCGAUUUGUCUUGGUGCUAGCGCUGUUUGUGUGGGUCGGCCGUUCCUCUACGCCCUGGCCUAUGGAGAAGAUGGUUUGGUUCGGGCCUUUGAGAUCCUGAAAGAGGAGUUGAAAAUUGCCAUGCAAUUGCUAGGCAUCACGAAUCUUUCGGAGGCUCAUCUCGGAUACCUCAACACGUCGCAGUUGGAUCUGUUGCUGCCAUCCACAAAAAUACAUGGCCCGAUUGUGCGGUCCAGAGGCGGGACUUCCAAGUUAUAA